Messenger RNA from Hordeum vulgare subsp. vulgare (domesticated barley), 976 nucleotides. RefSeq lists its product as uncharacterized. The record is from RefSeq and is a predicted model, not a curated record. NCBI's taxonomy places the organism in Eukaryota, Viridiplantae, Streptophyta, Magnoliopsida, Poales, Poaceae. The coding region runs from base 150 to 797 and encodes 215 amino acids. The transcript has 3 exons.
UGAAGCUGCAUCCAUUGCUAACGAGAGUGGAGUGGUAGAUCAUUUCGAUUUUGCUUUUCUCUCUUGCUUGAUUGAUCGGUGCUUCGGUCCAUUGUUGGACAGCGACGAAUCCUCCGGCCACCGGCAAGGACCGCAAGUGAUCAGUGAGGAUGCUAAACACGACGGCGGCUAUGGUGAGCGGCGGUGGCGGCGACAAGGGCGGCGUGCUGCCGCUGUCGUCCCUUAACCAUAUCAGCAUAGUCUGCACGUCGGUGAAGGAGUCGCUCGACUUCUACAUGAACGUCCUCGGGUUCACCCCCAUCCGCCGCCCCGGCUCCUUCGACUUCGACGGCGCAUGGCUAUUCAACUACGGGGUCGGCGUCCACCUGCUGCAGUCGGAGCAUCGCGAGAGCUUACCGGCGAAGAAGGAGAUCAACCCCAAGGAUAACCACAUCUCGUUCCAGUGCGAGAGCAUGGUGGCGGUGGAGCGGCGGCUGAAAGAGCUGGACAUCCCGUACAUCCAGCGGUGCGUGGAGGAGGGCGGCAUCUACGUGGACCAGAUCUUCUUCCACGACCCUGACGGCUUCAUGAUCGAGAUCUGCAACUGCGACAACCUCCCGGUCGUCCCGCUCGUCGACCAGACUUUAGCCAUGGCCGCCUGCAAGAGGAUUCCCUCCGUCAAGCAACAGCAGCUGCCCAUGAGUGCGGCACAAGCGCCCCCUGCUCCGGCGGCAGUGGCCACACAGUGCAUUCCGGCGCCAAACCCGGCGAUGCAGCGCGUCGGCGGCGAGGAGGUGGCGCAUAUAUCGUGCGCGUAAGGGGUGGGAGGCCCGGCCGCUGAAUGGUGGCGCGCUCCGUGGAGUCGUGGUUUUUGUACAUUGAUAUGAGAGUGUGCGUAUGAAUAAAGUGUGGGCAGCAGGGUGUAGUUUCUGUUGGCUUUUAAACCGGAGAUCAAAUAAUCGCAAUCACCGAAGAUCUACAACGUUUAAACCGGAGA